AGGGGAGGGUCUGGAAUGUUGGCCCCGCCCCUCCCCCGCGCCACGGGGACACCUGCUCCAGCGAGCACGCAGAGCGCAGGAGCGCGCAGGACGUGCGGAGUGGUCCGUGGCGCGCGUCGGUAUGGCCUCGUUCGUGUGCAGAGUACAGUUCCUGGACGACACCGACCCGUUCAGCAGCACGAGCUUCCCGGAGCCCGCGCGCCCCCCGCGCUUCUCCUUCAGAGAGGACCUGCCGCUCAGCAGCCAACUGCGCGCGCUCCACCACCUGCUGCGCGCGCCGCACCGGAUGAUUGUGCUCUGCAGCUUUCUCAUAAUGGAAAUUAUCUGGAUCUGGAAUCUUCUCUGGUGGAACAGAGGGAUGAGCUUGAGGGCUUCCAGCAGGACGACGAGUACGGAGGAGGGAGGGGUAAGAAGCACAGUGUUAUUCUGAGGACUCAGCUGAGUGUUCGUGUUCACGCCUGCAUUGAGAAGCUGUAUAACUCAAAUGGUCGAGAUCUCCGCAGGGCAUUGUUCUCUCUGAAGCAGAUAUUUCAGGAUGAUAAGGAUCUGGUUCAUGCGUUUGUUAUGGCGGAGGGACUGACCUGCCUGAUAAAAGUCGGAGCUGAGGCCGACCAGAACUACCAGAACUACAUCCUCAGAGCUUUAGGUCAGAUCAUGUUGUACGUGGAUGGGAUGAAUGGGGUCAUAGGUCAUCCUGAGACCAUCCAGUGGCUCUACACUCUGAUUGGCUCUAAGUUCCGGCUGGUGGUGAAGACGGCGCUGAAGCUGUUGUUGGUGUUUGUUGAAUACUCGGAGUCGAACGCGGUUCUGCUCAUCAAAGCUGUCAACGCCGUGGACAUGAAAAAAGGGCGGAGACAGUGGUCCAAUGCGAUGGAGAUUCUGAGUGAAAAAGAUGGAGUGGAUACAGAACUGCUGGUGUACACCAUGUCCCUCAUUAAUAAGACGUUAGCGGCUCUGCCGGACCAGGACUCUUUCUAUGACCUGGUGGACGUCCUGGAGGAGCAGGGCAUGCAGGACGUGACCCGCAGAUACAUCGGCCGCAAGGGAACCGACCUGGACCUGCUGGAGCAGCUCAACAUCUACGAGGCGACUCUUUGUCACGAGGACGGUGACGAUGAUGGUCGAGCUCCUCCCACUGGUGGGCGGGAGCGCCGCAGGUCCAGUGCUGGUGUGAUAGAGGGGCGGGGCUUAGAGAGACGCCGCAGUCGUAGGCAUUCAUUAAGCAGAACAAGCAGUGAUACGCCUUUAAGCCCCGCCUCCCUUCAACGUGCAAACCACCAGCCAUUUAAUCAGGAUGUUAAUGACAGUGCCAGAGAGGAGGUGUCCACUGGAGGCGCUGUUGAGCAGCCGUCUCUGUUAGCGUCUCUGCUAACCAGCCGUAAGUCCUGCGUCAGCGUCCCGCCCUGUUCCGCCGUCUCGCCGUCCCGCCCCCUCCAGCGCCUCCCGUACCUCCCACACUCCCCCUUCCACCUGUUCUCCUACGACCUGCAGGAAGAGGAGGAGCCUAAUCGCAGGAGCGCCGGCAGGUCGUUCUCUGCUGCUCUUUCGACCCCUUCCACCAGAUCACAGAAUGACAGGCCGCCUUUAGGUGGUCUCCUCUCGUCGUCGUAUCGUCAGCAUCAGGAGUCGUUGGCGGCGGAGCGCGAGAGGCGCAAGGUUGAGCGAGAGGAGCGACUGCAGAGGAUUGAGCGAGAGGAACGGAACCGACACAGUCGAGAGUAUGUUGGCCACAUGGAGGAGGCUCGGCAGGCGCGAGAGGAGAGGUAUAGGAUGGUGGAGCGCUUGGCGGGGGAGGAGUUUGAGAGAGAAAGGGCUCGAUUGGCUGCUCAAGGAAUUACUCUGAGCCCACCUGACACCUGUCAGUCAUCCCGCAGUGACACACCCACCUCAGUGACAUCACAGGAUGAUCAGGACUCGGUCAUUACAUCAUCACACCUGUCCUGUGAGCCAGAACCGGAAUCCCGAGCCAGUCCAGAACCAGCGCAAAAGGAAGAACCCACAGAAGAGGAAGAAGCAGAACAGGAGGAGGAGGAGGAGGGAGGAGUCAGUGUAGAAAAAGACGAAGCUGGCACAGAAGAAGGGGAGGAGCCAGUGGAGGAAGAGGAAGAGCCUGAGCAGGAAACUGUAGAUGCAGAGGUGGAGGACAGUGGGAUACUGAGUGAUAAAGAACGACAGAAUGAAGAAGUGAACGAGAAAGACAACUGCUCCGCCUCCAGCAUCUCCUCCUCCAGCAGCACUCUGGAGAGAGAGGAGAGAACCCCCGGAACCGGAGCAGAGACAGGUCAGAGCGGCCAGGAGGGCGGCUCUAGUGAGCAGUGCAGCGAGAUCCUGAACAGUAAGCGCUUCAUGCUGGAUAUGCUGUACUCUCAGGGUAAACAGAACUCUCAGGAUGAGGAGGAGGAGGCGGAGGUGGAGACCGAGAAAGAGAAAGAGGAAGGUGGAGAAGAAGGGGAGGAGCCUGAAGGAGAAGAAAAUGGAGAGAAGAAGACAGAGGGAGGGACUGUUCGAGCUUUCGCAGAGCGUUUUGGCGACCUCGUCAAAGGCCUGAGCUCUCCGCCAAUGGGAGCGCAAGAAGGUCCCGAGAAGCAGCAGCAGCCGAUUCCACAGGCUCCGCCCCCUCCUAAGAAAGAGUCGGACCACAUCUGGGACCAGCUGAUGGCGAGUCCUCGCGAGCUCCGCAUCGGCGACAUCGACUUCACCGACUUAGUGGACGAGGACGAUCAGGACGUCCUGGACUCUGGAGACUUAAUGGGAAGUUCAAAUCUGCCUCCGCCCCCUCCUCCCCCUCCCUGCCCAUUUAACCUGCCCCCUCCCCCUCCCCCACUGGUCCCCGGGGUCAGGGCUCCGCCCCCUCCACCCUGUUUCUCCGUCCCCACGCCCCCCUCACCUCAGCUGGGCCGACCGGAGCCGCCGCUCUUCCAGAAGAAGAAGAAGACGAUCCGUCUGUUCUGGAGCGAGGUCCGGCCGGCCGAGUACCAGUUCCUCGGACACAAAAGGGGACACAUGUCCCUCUGGUCCAAACUGGAAACCGUCAAACUGGACACGUCCAAACUGGAACACCUGUUCGAAAGCAAGUCUAAGGAGAUACCCGUAACCAAGAAAACGGCGUCGGACGGAAAGAGACAGGAGAUCAUCGUUCUGGACUCUAAACGCAGCAACGCCAUCAACAUCGGCCUGACCGUCCUCCCACCACCGCGCACCAUCAAAUCCGCCAUCCUCAACUUCGACGAGUACGCGCUCAACAAGGAGGGCAUCGAGAAAAUUCUAACGAUGAUUCCUACAGAGGAGGAGAAGCAGAGGAUUCAGGAAGCUCAGUUGGCCAAUCCGGACGUUCCUCUGGGCAGUGCUGAGCAGUUCCUCCUCACGCUCUCCUCCAUCAGUGAGCUGUCAGCCCGUCUGCAGCUCUGGGCCUUUAAACUGGAUUACGAGGCCACUGAGAAGGAGGUGGCAGAGCCGCUACAGGACCUGAAGGAGGGCAUGGAGCAGCUGGAGAAGAAUAAGACGCUCCGCUACAUCCUCGCAGCGCUGCUCGCUAUCGGCAACUUCCUCAACGGAUCAAACGCUAAAGGCUUUGAUCUGAAUUACCUGGAGAAGGUUCCGGAGGUGAAGGAUACGGUUCAUAAACAGUCACUGCUGCAUCACGCCUGCUCCACCGUGCUGGAGAACUUCCCCCAGACCUCCGACCUCUACUCCGAGAUAGGAGCCGUAACACGCUCUGCUAAAGUGGAUUUUGACCAGCUGCAGGAGAACCUGACCCUGAUGGAGCGGCGCUGCAAAGCAUCUUGGGAAAACCUGAAGCUCAUUGCGAAGCACGAGAUGAAGCCGGUUCUGAAGCAGAGGAUGAGCGACUUCCUGAAGGACUGCGCCGAGAGGAUCAUCAUCCUGAAGAUAGUGCACAGACGCAUCAUCAACAGGUUCCACUCGUUCUUGCUGUUCCUGGGUCAGCCGGCGUACGGCGUGCGGGAGAUCAGUGUUCAGCGCUUCAGUAAGAUCCUGAGUGAAUUCGCUCUGGAGUAUCGGACCACCAGAGAACGGAUCCUCCAGCAGAAACAGAAACGAGCGGACCACCGGGAACGCAACAAGACCCGCGGCAAGAUGAUCAUAGACGUCACCGCACCGACUGAUGAUGAAGAAGAACCUGAGACGGGUCAGACGGUCGGGGGAAUCAGUGGCAGCACUGUCGGCGGCGCCCCUAGUGGUGGUCAGCGUGAGACGCAGGGUCUGGGUCACGCGGAGGACGCCGCUGAACACGAGCACAUGAAGGCGGUACUGAAGGACAGCCUGCAGAGCGGCAGCACUGAGACCAGUGUGUUACCAGGGUUACGCACACGUUCACGAGUACGGCCGAGCAGAGGUCGUACUGCUUGGGCAGCAGCGAAUGAGGACGCUCCUGGAGUGACCGAUGAUGGAGCCGAUGAGAUCAUGGAGCGAAUUGUGCGAUCGGCCACUCAGAGUCCACGUGACCGAACACAGCCACGUGAACGCCGGCGCUCCCGUGCAAACCGCAAAUCACUGAGGAGGACACUGAAUAACGGAUUGACUCCAGAAGAAGCUCAGGCUCUGGGGUUGGAGGCUUCAGAGAUGCAGGUGUGAAGAUCCACCACCCCCGUCUCCACCUUCUCCACCCACACCUUCAGCUCCACCUUAAUCCCCACAGCGAACUGGAUUCUCCUCACAUCCAGACUGUUCUCAGAUCUGUACUGUUCAGAUCCAGACUGAUGGUGUAGGUGUUCUCAGUAGGUGAUGGUGUAGGUGUUCUCAGCACUGCUGCUUUAAUAGCAGCUUUAGCUUCUUCAGAUCUGGGUGGAGCUCCUGUUACAGUGCAGGUGUUCUUCAUGACCAGCAGGUGUAGCUGUUCUCACACUGUUCCAUGAUCCAGCGCUUCAGCAGCAGCAGCAUGUUUAGAUCUGCUAAUGAUCAGAAAUCUGAUUUAAACCUGUAACUGUAGUAAUGUUAUUCUAUUUAUUACUAUUAUAGUAAUUCUCUUAAAGAGUCUCUCUAAAAGUAAUGGAACUGUGAGGGAGAUCUAUUUAUUCCUGCCUGACUGAAAAUAUUUGUGUUUGAUAUGAAAAGUUUGAUAUGAGACAAAAGAUCAACAUUUCAGCUUUUAUUUUCAUCUGGAUCUGAAACACAGUUCAGAAGAUUCAGCUCCAGUCUGAACCCAAACAGAGAGAAAGAUUUGGAACAUAGAAAAGAGACACUGGACUCUCAGGUGUGUCCUGAUAAAUUAACUAUUCAAACAGGAAACAGCUCUGAAGUAACCAGAACAACUGAAUGAAGAAUCUUUUCAUAUCAAACACAAUCGUUUUCAGUCUCCAGCAGAAAGAAAGAUAUAAAGAGAUGUAGGUGGAGGAGUAGGUAGAGAUGUCUCUGGAGAUGUAGCUGAGAUGUAGGUAGAGGUUUAGGUGGGGAUGUAUGGAGAUAUUAAUGAGAUGUAGGUGAUGUUUCUGGAGAUUUAGGUGGAGAUGUUGCUACAGACAAAGAUGAGAUCUAGGUGGAGAUUUAGUUGGAGAUGUAGGUGGAGAUUUAGUUGGAGAUGUAGGUGGAGAUGCAGGUGGAGGUUUAGGUGGAGAUGUAGAUCUUUUUAGAGAGUAAAUUCAGGUCCAGAAAGUGAAAAUCUGGGGCGGAUCUUCUGGAUGUGGAUUUAUCUCUGAUUUAUUCUAAUUAGAAGGUGAGGUCAUCACCACUGUUACUGAUUGGUCACUCUGUCACUGACAAGCACAGGCUCCACCCACUAGCGUUGUGUCACUACGUUCUCAUACUCAGGAGAACCAGCAUGUGCCUCACUGGCAGAUCAGUGUUUAGUGAUGGAACGUUACUGUCGGAACCCUAAGAACCAAUAGAAUCGCGGUUCUGUUUAAAUAACCUGAUUCUGUUUUUAUUCACAGCAUCAUCUUCCUGUAUUAACCAAUCAAAUCAGAGUGCCUUUAUUCUGCACUGUUCUAGCUCUAAUCGGUUCUAGCUGUAACUGGUUCUAGCUGUAUCUGGUUCUAGCUGUAUCUGGUUCUAGCUGUAAAUGGUUCUAGCUGUAACUGGUUCUAGCUCUAAUCGGUUCUAGCUGUAACUGGUUCUAGCUGUAUCUGGUUCUAGCUGUAUCUGGUUCUAGCUGUAAAUGGUUCUAGCUGUAUCUGGUUCUAGCUGUAACUGGUUCUAGCUGUAUCUGGUUCUAGCUGUAAAUGGUUCUAGCUCUAACUGGUUUUAAGUCUAAUCAGUUCUAGCUCUAAUCAGUUCUAGCUUUAACUGGUUCUAGCUCUAACUGGUUCUAACUUUAAUCGGUUUUAGCUCUAAUCGGUUCUAGCUCUAAUCGGUUCUAGCUCUAUUCAAUUCUAGCUGUAACUGGUUCUAGCUGUAACUGGUUCUAACUUUAAUCGGAACUAGCUCUAAUCGGUUUUAGCUCUAAUUGGUUCUAGCUCUAAUGGGUUCUAGCUCUAUUCAAUUCUAGCUGUAACUGGUUCUAGCUGUAACUGGUUCUAGCUCUAACUGGUUCUAACUUUAAUCGGAACUAGCUCUAAUCGGUUCUAGCUCUAAUCAGUUCUAGCUUUAACUGGUUCUAGCUCUAACUGGUUCUAACUUUAAUCGGUUCUAGCUCUAAUGGGUUCUAGCUCUAUUCAAUUCUAGCUGUAACUGGUUCUAGCUGUAACUGUUUCUAGCUCUAAUCAGUUCUAGCUGUAAUUGGUUCUAGCUCUAAUCGGUUCUAGCUCUAAUCGGUUCUAGCUGUAAUUGGUUCUAGCUCUAAUCGGUUUUAGCUGUAAUCGGUUCUAGCUCUAAUGGGUUCUAGCUCCAAUCAGUUCUAGGUGUUACCUGGUUCUAGCUCUAACUGCUUCUAGCUCUAAUGGGUUCUAGCCGGGUUCUGUCAGGCUGUGUUUUUUGUGUAUUGUGAUGUCACUCUGGGGGGGGCUGAUCUACGGUCCUGAGCACCUUAUCGUUUUUCAGAAUAUUUAUGAUAAAAUGAGAAUUUUUAUUUGUAAAUGAACAAAAGCAAGAUUUCUAUAUUUUAAUGAUUAUUCUAAUGUUUAAAAUUCUAAUGGGGUAUAAAUUUCAUCUGAGAAAAGUAUAAAAUAUAAUAAUUCAGUUUUGUUGUGUUUUAUUGUGUUUGUAUAAAGUGUGUAAAUUCUGUGUUUUGUUGUGUAGAAAUGAUUAGAAAUAAAAGUUUAUUAUUUACUGAACUGAAACUGUAGAUCGGUGGGUGGAGAAGUGCAUGGUGAAGUUCUGGUGUUUGGAUGUUUGAUGCUGAACAGUUUGCAGUGUUGCAUUCUGGGACGUAAAGAAUCCUGCAGUAAAAGUGUUUUCACACUCGG
Molecule: messenger RNA, 7298 nt
Organism: Astyanax mexicanus (Mexican tetra)
Lineage: Eukaryota; Metazoa; Chordata; Actinopteri; Characiformes; Acestrorhamphidae
Gene: fhod3a
Product: formin homology 2 domain containing 3a
Exons: 27
Coding region: 16-4593 (1525 amino acids)
Biological process (GO): actin filament network formation; cortical actin cytoskeleton organization; cardiac myofibril assembly
Cellular component (GO): cytoplasm; cytoskeleton
Molecular function (GO): actin filament binding
Source: RefSeq, a predicted model, not a curated record